GGUCAGAAAGGCACAAUGGGAAACCACACACGAGUGACAGUUUUCAUCCUAUCAGGUUUGACUGAUGACCCACAAUUGAAAGUUGUGCUGUUCAUCUUUUUGCUUCUUACCUAUUUGCUAAGCAUCACUGGAAAUCUAACCAUCAUCACGCUCACCCUGGUGGACACUCACCUGAAGACCCCCAUGUAUUUUUUCCUUCGGAAUUUCUCCUUCUUAGAAAUUUCCUACACUACCACAUGCAUCCCUAAACUACUAGCUACUAUGGCAACUGGGGACAAAACUAUUUCUUAUAACAGUUGUGCCACUCAAGUAUUUUUUGCUUUCCUGCUUGGAGCAUCAGAAUUUUACCUGUUGGCAGCCAUGUCCUAUGACCGAUACGUGGCUGUCUGCAAGCCCCUGCACUACAUGACCAUCAUGAGCAGUAAAGUCUGCACACAGCUCGUCCUCAGCUGUUGGCUUGCUGGCUUUUUUGUCAUCUUUCCUCCACUCGUGUUAGGUUUGGAUCUUGACUUCUGUGCUUCCCACACUGUUGACCAUUUCUACUGUGACACAACCCCCCUGCUGCAGAUCUCCUGCACAGACACACAGCUCCUGGAGAUGAUGGGAUUCGUCUCAGCCUUGGUGACACUCCUGCUCACAUUGGUAAUGGUGAUAAUAUCUUAUGCCUACAUUGCCCUGACGAUUCUAAAAAUGCCUUCAACCAGUGAGAAGAAGAAGGCUUUCUCUACAUGUUCUUCUCACAUGAUUGUGAUAUCUCUUUCCUAUGGCAGCUGCAUCUUCAUGUAUGCUAAACCAUCAGUCAAGCAAAGAGUAUCUCUUACCAAAGGAAUUGCAGUGCUCAAUACCUCAGUGGCUCCACUUCUGAAUCCCUUCAUUUAUACCUUGAGGAAUCAGCAAGUGAAAAAGGCAUUCAUGAAUACAAUACACAGGAUUGCGUCUUUCUCAAAAAGAUGAAUAUUUUAUUUCAUCAGUGAAGGAAA
Molecule: messenger RNA, 980 nt
Organism: Nannospalax galili (Upper Galilee mountains blind mole rat)
Lineage: Eukaryota; Metazoa; Chordata; Mammalia; Rodentia; Spalacidae
Product: olfactory receptor 6C74-like
Exons: 1
Coding region: 16-954 (312 amino acids)
Biological process (GO): G protein-coupled receptor signaling pathway
Cellular component (GO): membrane
Molecular function (GO): G protein-coupled receptor activity; olfactory receptor activity
Source: RefSeq, a predicted model, not a curated record